UUGUCUCAUUGUGUCAUCAAAUCAAAGUCUAGAAAUGGAUACACACACGACUAAAUUAGUCGUGAUAUCACUACUACUAGUACUUCUCGUGAUAUCCGAUCACACUAGGCCACUGAUUCAGGUUCACUCAUACGUACCAUUUUGUGCAUACACAUAUGAUUAUUUUGCUUAUUGUCUAGACUUUCUCACGGGCUAUUACUACAAACCCGAUAAAAAAUGUUGUGUCCAUAUCGCAAAACUCAACGUAAUUGCAAAACACAAAAAAGAGAACCCGAGGCUUCUGUGUAAUUGUAUUGAGAUAAUGACGAGAGGUUAUACGCCUCCAAUCUUGGCUGAUAAGAUCCAACAGCUUCCUCUUCUUUGCAACACACAUCUCAGCUUCCCUAUCUCCUCUAGCAUGGAUUGCUCCACGGUUUAAGACUUGAUGGGUUGUUGUGUGGCCAAUUUUUUAAAGGGGGUAACAAAAAUGGAUCUCUGUAUUCAAUUUUGGUUUUGUUUUUUUUUUUUAUUAUCGUACAACCUUUUCAGCUUUAGAGUAUUUUGGUUCAGAGAAUGUGACAGCCAAAUUGAAAGAAAAAAUUGAGUCUGGUCUUGGUGUCAU
Molecule: messenger RNA, 601 nt
Organism: Camelina sativa (false flax)
Lineage: Eukaryota; Viridiplantae; Streptophyta; Magnoliopsida; Brassicales; Brassicaceae
Product: non-specific lipid-transfer protein 13
Biological process (GO): lipid transport
Molecular function (GO): lipid binding
Source: RefSeq, a predicted model, not a curated record